CACUUUGGAAAUUUCCUGAUUUUGCUUUUGAAGUUCAUACGAAUAUGAUAACGUGUUACAUGGUUUGAAUUUGUGGGACCAUACGGCGUAUAAAUAGAUGUGAGACUGUGGGAAGACUUGGGAAUUUGGAUUGAAGGGUGUUGUGAGGGAAGAUGGUUAGAGCUCCUUGUUGCGAUAGGACAGGACUGAGGCAGGGGACAUGGACACCAGAAGAAGAUCAACGGCUGACAGCUUACAUCCAUGAACAUGGACAUGGGAACUGGCGUGCGCUUCCCAAGAAAGCCGGUCUGUUGAGGUGUGGAAAGAGUUGCAGACUCCGAUGGAUGAAUUAUCUGAGACCAGAUAUUAAACGAGGAAACUAUAGCAGAGAAGAAGAGCAAACCAUCAUCGACUUGCACGGAUCCCUUGGAAAUAGAUGGUCAGCAAUAGCGGCGAGAUUACCAGGAAGAACCGACAACGAAAUCAAGAACUUUUGGCACACCCACCUUAAAAAGCAACUUGAACAACAUCCCACAACCCCAAAAACCAAAGGAAAAUCCAUGGAGAUGCCCAAAUACAAUGCCAACAUGAAGAAGGAAUCACAACCCAUUACCACAAAACAAGAUCUCCCAAUGCAUUUGAAAUUUGAAAAUCUAAACUAUUUGAUUGAUUGUCCUAAAUAUUCUUCCAGCAAUGUCUUGUCUUCAAGCGAAAACUAUGACACAUCCAGCGAAGAAAAGUGCAUCGAUUCAUUGAAGACAUUUAUGAAAUUGAGUGAUAAUUCUAUUGGCGAAACGUCAUCACUCGAAGGUUUUGGUACAUGGGAAGAUGUCAUGGGAACUGUUGUUGACUCUGAGCUUCAAUAUUCAUUCUCCUCCUGUUUUGAAGAAAAUCAAAGUCCAUACCGGAACGAUGAUACAAUGGAAUUUUGGUCCAACAUCUUGAUGGAAAACAAAGAACCGCAGGAGAUCGUAUAACUACUACUGAGCUGUGCCAGUGUGGCUGCAAAUGAAAGUUUACAUAGUGAGGUGAUUCACAUAUGAUCUAAGUUGAUAAUUAGGUGGACAACAUUAUUUGUCUCAACCCAAAAGUUGCUUGUACUCUAUGCUUAGUAUAGAUAGAUUUUCUUUCUUCUUUUUAAUCGUCUCAAAAGGAGUUAUUAUGCAAGUAUUUACAACUUGUAAGUAAAUAAAUAAUUGUUGAAUUAAAGAAAAAAAAAAUAA
Molecule: messenger RNA, 1202 nt
Organism: Magnolia sinica
Lineage: Eukaryota; Viridiplantae; Streptophyta; Magnoliopsida; Magnoliales; Magnoliaceae
Product: transcription factor MYB4-like
Exons: 3
Coding region: 153-956 (267 amino acids)
Source: RefSeq, a predicted model, not a curated record